AAGGCACUAGCAAGCGCAGCACAGAGAGAGCAAAACGCCAGAGCUCUCGCCAUAGCCAUAGACAGUUGCCACUUUGCCGUGCGCGUGCCAUAUUGAUGACAGCUUUCGGUGCUGUGCAAGUUUGAGCAAUUCGUGCUGGCACCAUGCAGCUGUGGGCAGUCGCAGCAGCAAGCGCAGUACUGCUGCUCGUCGCCCGAAAGGCAAGGGCAGAAGUCAACGAAGCGAGAGCCGCGCGCGCCGCCGAAGAGCUCCUCGCCGAGGAGGAGGUGGAGGACAGACGCCGACGCGUCGACGCGAGCAGUGGGCCGCGCUACUUGGUAGUCGUCGACUUCGAGUGCACCUGCGAGGACCAGGAGGAACCAUACAUACACGAGAUCAUCGAGUUCCCCGCCGUGCUCCUAGACAUGCGGACGAGAAGGGAGGUGCGCCACUUCCACGCAUUUGUAAAACCGACGGAGCGGUCGGUGCUUUCUGAGUUUUGUACUCGCUUGACGGGCAUCGACCAAGCUACUGUUGAUAAAGCCGAGACACUGGAUCGAGUUUUGGUCAAGUUUUGUGGUUGGCUGGACGAGUUUGCGGGAGAGAAUUAUUCAUUAGCUGCGGACUGCCAGAGCGACCUGCGGCAUUUUCUACUCGCGGAAUGUCGCAGGAAGAAGAUACGCGUGCGGGACGCGUGGCGGUCCUGGGUGGAUAUAGGACGGCACCUCAUGGUGCAUUUUGAUUUGAGAAGGCCGGGGAACUUGCAGAUGAAGCUCGCAAAGGUCGGGUUGACCUUUGAAGGGACGCCGCACCGCGGUCUAGAUGAUGCCCGAAAUAUAGGUAGGUUGGCGCUGGCGCUCCAGGAGCGGGGCGUGUCUCUCACAGUGAAUGACGGCUUGAUUAAGCCGCGGCGCCCCGCCGUCACGAAAAAGGAGAAGCGGUUGCGGAGUCGCGAGGAGGAGACCGCGCGGCGGCGUCAAAAGAAGCCUGUUGUUGUGGACUGGUAACAAUGUGUAUCUUA
Pelagomonas calceolata is the source of this 1000-nucleotide messenger RNA. Lineage: Eukaryota; Pelagophyceae; Pelagomonadales; Pelagomonadaceae. The record is from the annotation of a GenBank genome assembly.